Anopheles marshallii is the source of this 1629-nucleotide messenger RNA. Its product is annotated as zinc finger protein 729-like. The coding region runs from base 1 to 1629 and encodes 542 amino acids. Gene Ontology annotation, molecular function: zinc ion binding; DNA-binding transcription factor activity. The record is from RefSeq and is a predicted model, not a curated record. Gene Ontology annotation, cellular component: nucleus. The transcript is spliced from 3 exons. NCBI's taxonomy places the organism in Eukaryota, Metazoa, Arthropoda, Insecta, Diptera, Culicidae.
AUGGAGGAUAACCUAGACGGAGUGUGUCAUUUGUGUCUCAGUGGUGAAAUUACCGACCUAAAUGUUUUAAACGACCGGGAACUAGUAGUGAAGAUAGGUCGAGUAUUUUAUUUCACGCUAACACCACUAUCGCAGUCAAGCGGGCUCAUCUGCGGUACAUGCAAAACGACCAUAGAAGAAUUUUACUGGUAUGCGGAACAAGUAGCAAGGAAUCAGCAGCAAUUGAGAGACAAGAUACACCCGAAUCUGCCUACAGAAAAUCGGCAGGAAAAAACUGAACAUUCCGCUGAAAACCAUGAUUCCUUGAUAGUGGAUCCUUUAUCAAGCGAGGUUAAGCUCGAGAAAUUCGUUGAGCCAAAUGACGACUCAAUGACUAUCGAUGAGGGGAAUGGAAAUUGGACGUUAAAAGAAGAAAGGGAUGAUGUUCCGACAUCAGAUUCCGAAACCGAACAGCUACCAGCCCAAAAUAUUCCGAGUGUUGCAAAAAAUGAGCAGAUUGCUGUAGAUCCCUCCCAAGUUAAGAAUGAACUUAUGAAAGCAUCAUAUGAAGACCCAUCGACACACGAUGUUCAGACCGUUUCUAAAAAUGCAGUUAUUGAUGAGGAGCCCUCUCAAGUUGCACAAAAUGUGCGCAUAGAAAACUCCGACCAAGCAACCGAAGGCGAACAGUCCAGCAAUGAUCAAACGACCAAACUCACCCCGGAACAGUUGGUGCUGAAACAUUACAAACUAACGUGCGACCUCUGCUCGGCACCGCUGAGCGAUUUUAGCGAUCUACACAAGCACUAUAAACUUACGCACAAAGUAACGGGCUACUUGCGGUGUUGCAACAGAGCGAUCCACAAGAAAUGCUGGAUGAUAGAACACCUGCAGCUACAUCUAAAUCCGGACACCUUCCGAUGUGAACAGUGCGCCAAAAGUUAUUCCUCCAGCAAAGUUCUCAAAGAGCACAUGAAGGAGGUCCACGCUUCGGCAACGGAACGUUCCUUUCCCUGCACCACAUGUCGCAAAGCUUUCGUUUCGCGCUCCCACCUUAAUGCACAUAUAAUGGUGGCGCACGGUACAGUUCCGUGUACGCAAUGCGAAAAGGUGCUGUCUAGUCAGGGCUCACUGCGGAAACACCUUGUCGCGGUCCAUGGCGAGGGUGAAAAGCAUGUAUGUGAGGUGUGUGCCCGAGUGUUUCGGUCCAAGCAGUGCUUCGAUGCGCACCGGAAAGAACACGAAGGACGCCGGCUAGAGGACAAGGUGCAGUGCGAACUGUGCAUGAUGUGGCUCAUGAACAAGUACUGUCUUACGAAGCAUAUGCGCCGCAAACAUACGCAACCGGAAGCUGGUGAAGUGGUGUGUCAGACGUGCGGAAAACAUGCACCCAACCCGGAGGCGCUAAAACAUCACGUCCGGAGCGUUCACAGUGAAAGCCGGUUCGAGUGUGAAUGGUGUCAUAAAAAGUUCAACCGACCGCAUCAUAUGAGGGAACAUAUUGCAAUUCACCAUACGGGCGAGGAACUGUAUGGUUGCCAGCAUUGUUCAGAACGAUUCAACACAAAAAACAAGCUGUACUCUCACCGUAAAACCGUUCAUCCGCAGGAGUUUGCUGGAGAGUUAAGGAAGCGAAGGUUAAUAGAAUAA